Messenger RNA from Zychaea mexicana, 501 nucleotides. RefSeq lists its product as uncharacterized. The transcript has 3 exons. Lineage: Eukaryota; Fungi; Mucoromycota; Mucoromycetes; Mucorales; Lichtheimiaceae. The record is from RefSeq and is a predicted model, not a curated record. Bases 1 to 501 code for a protein of 166 amino acids.
AUGGAUUUUCGAACUUCGCCGGCAACUCCCCGCUCACGAACACAAGGAAGAAAACCAUGGAAGUACGGUGAAAAUGACGAUGACAAUGACGUUGACGACACCAAGUACAUGGUUAAGCCUCGCCAAACGACACGAAGAAUGAAACGACAUCGAGGACUCAAACAGCAAGCGUCACAACAACCAUCUACCAAGAAGAUGGUAGCCACUGAAACGCGUUUGCUGCAAAAACCACCAGGAAUCUUUGUCAAUACACCACGCGUUUAUCUUGGAGCAGAAGAGCCACGCGAUGUCCGUGAAAAUGAUUUUGCCAUGACCAUUCGAAGUCUAGGCAAGAUCCGAAAUUUUGAGACCUAUGUGAUCACCCAUCUUGAAUUAACAGCAACAGAACAUAGGCCCAGUAUCCCACUAGGUUUAUAUGAGCAUAACUGGAUAUCCGAGCUCUUACCGGAUGAACGUUGGGAGACACCGUCGUCCUCAAGGAGACGUGUCACCCUGCACUAA